Pangasianodon hypophthalmus (striped catfish) is the source of this 2160-nucleotide messenger RNA. RefSeq names its product protein kinase, interferon-inducible double stranded RNA dependent activator (gene prkra). The coding region runs from base 105 to 986 and encodes 293 amino acids. The transcript has 9 exons. NCBI's taxonomy places the organism in Eukaryota, Metazoa, Chordata, Actinopteri, Siluriformes, Pangasiidae. The record is from RefSeq and is a predicted model, not a curated record.
UCCAACCUCCAGGUGACGGGUUUUUGGACGCUGCAAACACUUGCACAUUAUUUUAUUACAUAGUAUGUCAAAAUAGUUCGCCAUCUGUGGUAAUUGUAUUAAUAAUGACUGAAAUUGACUUGGGUCUGGCAGGCCAUCAUGUCACUUCUGACAAAACACCAGUUCAGCUGCUUUACGAGUAUGGCACUAAAACUGGCAGUGUGCCUUUUUACAUGAUGGAGAGAGCAGACGGAGAAGCCCACCAACCGCUCUUCAUCUUUAGUGUUACCAUCGGAGACAUCACCUGUACAGGCCAGGGCCCCUCUAAAAAAGCUGCCAAACAGGAAGCUGCAAUGGCGGCUUUGAAAAUACUGGAGUCAGACAUUGAAAAUGGCCCUCAAAAUCAAAGGAUUGAAAAUAAUGGCUGUGGUGGUGAAGCAAAUGACCAGCCUAAUCCAGUGGGAAUACUGCAGGAGCUGGCGAUGCAGAGGUCAUGGCGUCUUCCAGAAUACAUAUUAUGUUUAGAGGCGGGUCCAGAUCAUAAGAAAGAGUUUACAGUUAUUUGCCGCUUGGAGACACUCUCAGAAAAAGGUACAGGGAGCUCUAAAAAGAAUGCCAGAAAAGUAGCAGCAGAAAAGAUGUUGGAAAAACUACAAAGUCUCUCAGGGUCUACUGAGAUUACAUGGAAUCCAAAACCACAUGUAUAUUUGGAGAGUCUGAGGAACUCGGAGUUAGAGAAGAUUUCGUUACUGAGGAGGAAUCCCCUCAGUAUUCCCAACACGGACUACGUACAAAUGAUGCUGGAGUUAUCUCAGGAGCAGGGCUUUGAGGUCACGUAUUUUGACAUAGAUGAACUUACAGUAAAUGGGCAGUACCAGUGUUUGGCUGAGCUGUCCACCAUGCCAGUUACUGUAUGUCAUGGUACAGGAAUCUCCUGCAGUAAUGCACACAAUGAUGCAGCUCACAGUGCUCUGCAGUACAUUAAGAUCAUGGCCUGCACCAAAUAAUCACCAGCUAAACCUUCUAGUCCAUACUGCAUAGAUAAGCUUUAAAUUAACCAUCAUGAACAAAUUGGAUCAUGUCUGAAAGUGUGCUCUGACCUAUAUCUUACAGUUGGCUGCAACUACAGACAUUUGUUUAAGCUAUGAAGACAAUUACUCAUUGAGAGAUAUUAUUUAUUUAUUCCUGAUGGGUGUGUGACAUUUAGGCAUCAUAGAAUGCUAUACAAAAAUGAAGAUGUGUGUGUGUGUGUCAGUGUCAGUCAGUUCUGACUAUAGUAUGUAAUGUUCCUCAUCAUAGCCUCAAAGCCAGCUAUUUUAUUGACCAGUUGCUCACAAUCUAGAAACAGAACACUGUAUAAACACCAUCUGAUUUCUUCACAAGAUUUCAGGGUUUGUAAAAUGUUACCCAGGCUUUACUUGAGCUGGGAGGCAAAAAUGAGGAAAUUUGGAUAGAGAAAAGAAGUAUUUUAUAAAGUGUGCUGUUAAUGAAGGAUUUAUAUUUUUCCUUGACAUUUGUAUGUGAAAAUAGAACAUGUGAAACAUGCGGUGAAAAUAUAAUUUGAAAUCAUUGUUUUGAAUCAUUGUUUUUGUGUUUUAUUUGUAUUUACUCAUUAUUAAUUCACUUGUUCUUAUAUUACUCAUAAUUCAGAAUUAUAUCUAUUUAUACUUAUUCAUGGCUGUUACAAAUCAAGCCAGUUUCCUUUGUUUUUGAAAUGUCAUGCAUUCCCUCAGGUUGAUAUUUAUUUACAUGUAUCAUUUAUGUUGACAUACUUAAAGUGAAGCACUCCACUGAGGUUUAUUAUAGAAGUUUGAAAGCAGAAAGCUCCUUGCUGAACUAUUGGCUACCGUGAAAAUGUUUUAAAAAUUUCAGGCUAUUUUACAACUAAUGUGUCUAUUUAUUUUAAUAAUUACACAUAUACUAAAAAAUCAGUUCUAGUUCAAUUCUUUCACGUACUGUAAGGUGUGGUGGCAGGAGCAUGGUUGAGCGCUGCUCGUGAAUGGAGGAUGGAGUCUUAGAGAAGAACUGAGAGAACCAGUGGUACUGAGCAGAGCAACUUCAACCGAACGGGUCUUACUGAGCUCGUGUGUGAAAGCAUCAGUUGAUUUCCGUUAAAGUAUUCAUGCUGGGAAGAUGUUUAGCAUGGUAAAAAGAAAAUAAACAGGUCCAUGCUCUCUUUCA